Molecule: messenger RNA, 6376 nt
Organism: Nilaparvata lugens (brown planthopper)
Lineage: Eukaryota; Metazoa; Arthropoda; Insecta; Hemiptera; Delphacidae
Gene: Iml1
Product: GATOR complex protein Iml1
Exons: 28
Coding region: 62-4414 (1450 amino acids)
Biological process (GO): positive regulation of autophagy; negative regulation of TORC1 signaling; cellular response to amino acid starvation
Cellular component (GO): lysosomal membrane; GATOR1 complex
Molecular function (GO): GTPase activator activity
Source: RefSeq, a predicted model, not a curated record
GAUCAGCGUGGACUCGACUAUUGCCAGCACUUUCCAGCUGCGCACAUAUGCGGAUGUGCACAUGAACAUAGUGAACCCAGACACAGUGGCCCUUGAUUCGGUCGAGCUCACCUUCAAGGACCAGUAUCUGGGCAGAAGUGAAAUGUGCAGAAUGAAAAAUAGCCUGGUAAACACUUGUGUGUAUUUGAACAAGAAGAUUGAAAUGUGCGGGGGGAAUGUUCGGUGCCAAGUGUUUGAAAUGUGGGCCAAAGGUGAGAGGGUGGCGUGUGGUGUUAUUAAUGACGAUACCAAGAUUGUGUUCAGAUCUUCAACGAGUAUGGUGUAUUUAUUUCUUCAAAUGAGCUCAGAGAUGUGGGACUUUGAUAUACAUGGUGAUCUCUAUUUUGAAAAGGCUGUGAAUGGAUUUAUGACUGAUCUUUUCCAAAAGUGGAAGAAAUUCGGAAGUAAUCAUGAAGUAACUAUUGUUCUAUUUUCAAGAACAUUCUAUUGUGCUCAGAACUUGACUGAUUUUCCCGACCAUAUGAAAGGCUGUGUUCAACAAGACUACAAAGGACGAUUUUAUGAAGAUUUUUAUAGGGUAGCUGUGCAGAAUGAAAGGUAUGACGAUUGGUUUCCGGUUCUGGUGCAGUUGCGGAAACUAUUCAUGGAGUACCAAGAUGCUGUGCUGGAGUACCAUUCCCGACCCAACAUCGUCAUCCCUAAACCAGUCAACUCAACCGCUGCCCAAGGAAAUUUCCUCGAAGUUUUAAACAUGUCUUUGAAUGUUUUCGAGAAGCAUUUCUUGGACAGGAGCUUCGACCGAACGGGGCAGCUGUCGGUAGUGAUAACGCCCGGUGUGGGCGUGUUCGAGGUAGAUCGUGAGCUCACCAACGUCACCAAGCAACGAAUCAUCGACAAUGGUGUCGGCAGCGAUCUCGUAUGCGUUGGUGAACAACCGCUGCAUGCGGUCCCCUUGCUCAAGUUUCACAAUAAGGACAAAUCAAUGAUAGCAGAUGAUUAUAGUAUGCCACAUUGGAUUAAUUUAAGUUUCUACUCUAGCAAUAAGAAGUUGCCGUACUCGAACUUUGUGCCUCGCAUCAAGCUGCCGCCCCGACUACCGUCUCGGGUGGGUGGCGGGGGUGCAGUGGUGGUGCCCCCGUCCCCCCAUGGUGCCCCCUCCAACAAGGCGCACAACGAGGAGGACGAGUCGACGCUCAACCCCCCUACCGCCAUUGACUACGAUGCUUACGAUGCCCAGGUCUUCACUCUGCCCUCGGUGCAUAAUGGAAGCACGAGUCGCUUCUCGAAGCUGUCCAAGAAGUCGUCAGUGUCCUCGGCACUUGACUGUGUGACCAGUCGCCAGCAGGUGAUAAGGCGCAAGCUGUCCGACCCUGACAUCCACCACUCGCUCUCCUCCACCACUGCCACCGACAGCCCUGGCUCCUCGCCUGUUGUCCUUAGUGCCACUGCCACUGCCAUCUCCAUCCCCAGGACCAAGACACCGCCCGAAUUGAAAGGAGACGUGGACCUUCAGCUGCUGUCGCGUACAGUGCCUGGCAGCAUAGGGUCGAUGGGAGCCAACCAGCUGUCUCCCCCUCAGCAGCACCCGGCACCCCCCAAGCCAGGCCGUGCCCUCAUCAACCCCUUCGACCCCUCCCACAUCACCAUCAAGCUCACCUCCAACCGGCGUCGAUGGACUCAUAUCUUUCCCAAAGGACCUACCGGUGUUCUGAUCCAGCAGCACCAUUACCAGGCGCUGCCAAUGAGUGACGGUGACUCUGCGCAUGCGCCGCCCACCAAGACCCCCUCCACUUCUCCCCCGCCACCCCACCACAACAACCACUGUCGCAUGGUGCGGUCCGUGUCCCAGGUCGUCUUUCAGGAUCAUGCGAGAAUGAGAGCCCGGCCUAGUAUACUGACUAUAACUGGUCAGACAUCGUCAGGCCAUUCGCUGAAGAAGAGUCCAAUGACGCUGCUGUGGGGAGCUACAGGUGAACAGGAGUGGACUCCUGCACUUACCACUGAUGGUCGACUUCUAUGUGAUGGCACCAAAGUUAUCAUAGGUGUCGACUGGAAGUCUCUUACAAUACCGGCUUGUCUGCCAAUCACGACCGAUUACUUCCCGGAUGAAGUGUGUCUGAGAACCGACUACCUUGUCUCUGACUACAAUCUGCUGCCUGACGCCACAAAUGCCGAAUUCGCACAGCAGAGGGCCGUCUACAAGAAACCACUGUCCACCCAAGAAGUGUUGCAAGAGCUCGUCAAUCAGAGAUUGGCGCAGGGAUUCCAGCUGAUAGUAGAGUCGCCGGCGGCAAUGGGCGUGGCUACGCCGGGUGCUGGCUACAACUGUGGCAGCUCUGUGAUUGGUCCGCGCGCUCAGGACCUGGAGCCGGCCAGGGAGUACAAGCUCAGUAUCGGAAGAGUCUUUCACCGGAUAGUGCUGUUGAACGCCUCCGAAAUACAAGUCACACGCUACCGGCCUAGGCAUCCAUAUCCUCCAUUUAACAUCCAGUACAGGUACCGCUUUCAAGCUCCAGAUCAUGAGAAGUAUGAAGUGUCUUGGGUGUCAUUCAACACGGAAAAGUUGGAAAACUAUAACUGGAAUCACUUGGAUCAUUAUAUCUGCUCCAGAGGUAGUACUGAUUACGAAUUAACCAAGAACUUGAAGUACUGGAGGUUCAAAGUGUACCUGCUACCUCUGAGUCAAGCACCUACGAAGAAAAUUCUAGAAGGGUCCGAAUUUUGCGAUCUCUACGCUCCAUUGUCCUUGGAAGAACAGACUCAGAUGUCUGAAAGUUUUCUGCGGUUCAUAGAAACGUGGGUGAACAAAAUGAAGAGACCAUCCAUCUCCAAGAAACACAAGCUGGACUUGUCCUGUUUGAAUAUGCCCUCGCAUCCGACGCGUAGAAGGCACAGCACAAGUGCAGUCUUGCAUUCUAAUUAUUUGCAGAAUAGUGUCGUGGGAAAUUCUCCAUACAGAGAUCGACUUGGUAGUAAUCGACUGCCUGAUAAGCCUAGACCAAGGUCAGGGUCAAAGGUGAUGGAACGUGGAAGAGCCUCUCCAGCCAUGGACAUGAUCAUUCCCAUUUCAACACUCUCCGUUGACAAUGAUCAUAAUGAUUCAGGCGAUCAGGACAGUCCAUUAUCACCGCUGGACGCAGUGCUUGUGAAGGAGUCGGCCAGCCUGGCGGAGAUCGUGGAGGCGAUGCAGCAGCCGACCACAGGCAUCGACCUGCUCAGUCCCCACCCCAAUCUGCCCAACAACGUGUUCGUCAGCGCAGACUGCAUCCGAUGGCUCAUCGCUCACAUGGAGGGUGUCACCACUCACAGUCAGGCCCUAGCCAUUCUUGAGAAUAUGCGACAAGAAAGGCUGCUUUGCCAUGCAUCGGGAGAUAUGCAGUUUCCGUUCAUUGGUGGCUUUUACCUGUACUUUUUCACACCAAUGGAAAAGGAGAAAGAUUUUGAGCCAUCUGGAGAUGUGAAAAAGUUUGAAAAUGAAUGGCUGGAAGUUGAGAUGAAGCCGCCGCAGCCUGUACCUCCUGUGCCUACUUUUCUAACAAAGAAACUUCCAUCUUGUGGCCUUGUCGAAUGUAGAGCUCCCUCGUAUAAGCAGACGCACUUGGAGAUUGACGUGCAGGGCAAGAGUGACCGCAUCGAGUGGGGCCACGCCAAGUACCAGGACAUCUACCAUCCUUAUCAGGCCUACGAGAUAGAAGUGCAGUGGGUUGCCGCUUCUGGGUCCAUUGUUUCUGAACUGAUCACAGGAUGGGCACGUAAAGCACAAUCCAAUAGCAUGCAAAUGAUCCCAGUGCCAGCCGAUCCCUUUUCUCUGCCGUAUGCCAUCAAGUCAGAUCCACUGCGGAGUCCCGUUUUUGUGCCUUUAAACACAGAAUGUCUAAUGGGAAGCAAGUGCUAUUUAUUCGAAGAAUUUCCUGAAGAUACGUGGGCCCAGCGGUUAGUUAUGUUUCAAGAAGAAGUUGCUUACCGAUUCGGAUUCAUAACUUGCGUCAUGGAAAAAGAAAAUGAACACCACCACCAUCAAUAUAUUCAUCUUUCUGGAAAUGUGUUCUUGAUGGUGCCAUCGAUGCCUUGUACGAAGACCCGUACAAGAACUGCUUCGAUUUCGACCCGAUCGAAAACUAUUCGCAAGUACACACCUGUCGAGGAGGAAGAUGUGGCAGCCAGUCCUCACCACCAGUACAUCACUCGUCACGUCGGCUUCGAAGAGUAUGGACACGAUGCGCGGGUGGGAUUUCUGUGGUCGUGGAACCACAUGGUGAGCCGUCGAUGGAAGUGGAGUGCUACCGCAGCCACCAGCGACGAGGCCUUCCAGAACAAACUGCUCAGCGACUUCCGACUGUUCUGCAGCAAUGACAGCAACCGACUCAAGACAUUCUGGGACGACUGCUGGAUUCAGGCCAAACUCAACGGAUAGUCACAUCAGAUUAGGCCUAUCAACUGUUCCAAAACUAAACCGGAACAUCCAAAAUAAAAUUGUAGAGGAAAUUAACUGAAAAAGAAAAUUGUCGAGAGAUUCAAUAAUCGAGAAACAAAACAAUUUUUCAAAAAAAAGCAAAUUGUAAAAUAGAGCAAACUUCCAAAAUAAUAUACCAUAGUAGGACACUCGCACUGUGAUUUAUCAUAAUUCUAAGAUUAAUUUAUAAAUCUCGAUUCAGAAAUCUUGUAGAUUUUUUUAUGGUAUGAAAAAAAUCAUCAAAUUCUAACAGUUCUAUAAAUUUAAGCCAUUUUAUCAAGAAAUAAAAUAUACUUUAAAUACACAGAAUAGAUAAAAUAGAAGAGUGAACUAAUGAAGUAAUGAACUAGUGAAAUAAUGAACUAAAAACACAAAUAUAUUGUCAAAUUGUACCGUUUUAUUUUUUGGUACAGGUCCAUGGUUUCGUGACCACACAGGUCAUAUUUUCUGCACCAAAAAUAAAACUUUUCAAACUAUCAAAAUUUGACAAUAUAUUUGUGUUUUUAGUUCAUUAUGGAACGGUUCUACAACAUUGACAGUGACUCAGUCGAAUUUUGAAAAGUGAAAUCUUCUUUCUUUAGUAAAAUAAUGAAUGCGAAAUUCUAUUGAAUACGAAACGUCAUUUUUCAUAAUGAAAUGAUAAAAUAAUUGAUAAAUUCAUUCAUCAAAUCAGCACAAUAGUAAACAAGAAACAGACAGAGUCCAAAACGUUUCUUAUUCCUGAUUUAUUACAAAUAUUAUAUUAAUUUAAUAUAUUUGAUUAAUAUUAGGCUACAAAUCAGGGCAACUCUAUGUGGGGCAUUCUCGAUUUUUAAAAGACUAUAGAACAUAUAGACUAGUAUAUUUAGUUUGUUAAUUUUUAAUUUUAUAUGAUGGCAUAGAAGUCCGAAAAACAUCUAAAAAAUCAGACUGCUCUUGAUUUUUAAAAAAUAUGAACACCAAUAGAAUAAUAAAUAUAUAAUGCUAGAUUAAAUUUGAUAUUUUCUAUUUCAAUCUAAAUCAAGAUUCAACUCGUGAAGUAAAACAACAAUUUUCUGCAUUAUUGUGCUUUUAUAGUGGUAUUACGUUAGAGUAAACAUUAAUAAUGAAUAGAAAUGAAUAUUUUCAACUACUGAAGUAAAGCGAAAUCAACGAACAAUACUUUGUAAGUUCUUCGGAUAAAAGUGAUUUUAAAAAUAUUUAUGCUACCAUGCUAUAAUUUUUUACUCGUAUAUUUGCAUUUUUAAUCGUUUUUAGGACCCUCAUUUGAUAAUGUUAUAUAGCUAAUCGUUGAUUAUUUAUAAUACCCAUCAUUUUAGAUAUUGUUGGUUUUACCGAUUAGAAUUUUUAUUCUUGAAUAGCCCAUUCUUUAAUAGUCAAUUAGAAAAUUGAUAUUCAGAAGUGUCUCUGGUGCUGAUAAAUAUAUUAUAAAUUGUUUUUCAUUUUAGAAUUUGUAGGAUAGAUAUAACCAACCUAUGUAGGCAUAUUGCCAUUCAAAUUUCUCCAACUUUUAAAAUAAUUAUUUUAAUGAGGCUGGUAAAAUUUGUUUUUAAAAAGUCAUGUUCUCAGAGAUAAAUUAUUAAUAUUCUGUAGCUGUUGAAUUUACUAAUUUUCAAUAUACUUUUUUAACUAAAAUGUAACUAUGUUAGCAUGAGUUUUCAUGUUUGGCACGUUAAACUACUUUGUUCAUAUUAUUAAGAAGCAGGGAUUUUCUAGUCUAAUUAUUAUCUGUUUUUUUCUGUUGAUGUAUAUUUCCUGUUACGUAUCAGUUGUUUUUAUUCUGUUACUUUUAUGUUUUUUGUUAGUUGAAAUGCUAUGCUUAUUGUUAUAUUUGUGAUUUUACUCAGCAAUUACGCUAUAAUGAUAAUAUAAUGACACUAUGAAUAAUGCAUGUAUGUUUCUAUGGGUUGCAAAUUAAAUUAUUAAAAAAUGUUUAAACAGUUC